GCGGGAUAAAAACAUCCUGUCACUUCGACCGUUAGUGACGCCAAGGCUAGCUUGAGAGCCAACUGGUCCUGUUCGAAACAGCUUUAUAGACAUUUACAGUACACAUUUUAAACAGACGAACGACAGCGUCAUUGUAGCUCGGCAGCAAUGGUGGAAUGUGAUAACAAAAGCGCGAACAUGCUGGCUCAGGAGACGGCCCAGCUGGAGGAGCAGCUCCAGGCGUGGGGGGAAGUGAUCCUAGUGGGGGACCGUGUCCUGCGCUGGGAGAAGGCGUGGUUCCCUGCAGCCCUGAUGGGUGCCACCAGCGUGCUCUUCCUGCUCAUUUACUAUCUGGACCCAUCGGUGCUGACGGGCCUGUCCAGCACGGUCAUGCUGCUGUGUCUGUCAGACUAUCUGGUACCCACGCUGGCCCCCAGGGUCUUUGGCUCCAACAAGUGGACCACGGAGCAGCAGCAGCGCUUCCAUGAGAUUUGCGGUAACCUGAUGAAGAUGCAGCGUCGUGUGCUGGGUUGGUGGAGACGUUUGUGCACACUCAAAGAGGACAAGCCAAAGAUGUACUUUGCAUCGGUGAUCAGCAGCCUGCUGGUGGUGGCGUGGAUCGGACAACAAGUGCACAACCUCUUCCUUGCCUACGUGAUUGUGAGCUUCCUGCUGCUGCUCCCCGGCCUCAACCAGCACGGCGUCCUGUCCAAGUACGCCUGCAUGGCCAAGCGGGAGAUCAACAAGCUGCUCAAGCACAAGGAGAAGAAGAACGAGUAGUUUGUCUUGUUGGCAUCUCAGCCCACCUUUGAUGUUUAAGUGUUGUGCACCCACCAGCCCCCAGUGACUACUGACUUUGUGUGUCUUCAUCAUAUGUUUUCUCUUCCUGUUUGCAGCACUUGAAGUAAACGCCCCCUUCUAUCCUGUCUUCUUAUUUAUGUGUCCCAUCAUGGCUUUACUAAUGUGAAUAAAGUUGAUUUUAAAUUACA
Dunckerocampus dactyliophorus (ringed pipefish) is the source of this 968-nucleotide messenger RNA. It is a transcript of the gene arl6ip1, whose product is annotated as ADP-ribosylation factor-like 6 interacting protein 1. Bases 148 to 759 code for a protein of 203 amino acids. The record is from RefSeq and is a predicted model, not a curated record. Lineage: Eukaryota; Metazoa; Chordata; Actinopteri; Syngnathiformes; Syngnathidae. The transcript is spliced from 6 exons.